UCGGCCCGCUGUUGUUCCCUUCAAUCUCCAUAGCCUUUUUCCCAUCCCCACUCCUGCUUUUUGUUUGUGGGUUUCCUUUUUGUUUUACUCUUUUUACUGUUGCGGCUUCUUCUUCUUCUUCGUCCUCCUCCUCCUCCUUGCAAUAGACCGGAUUGAAGGGAACCAGGAGAUUCAUUCCUGCCCUCUCCUCCAUCCUCGAACCACAAGUGCGGAGUUUCCUGUUCACUGCAUGAAAUUCGGUGGGUUACGAGUUUAGGUACUUUGGAGGGUCGUAGUCGUGGUGGAAGAGAGACAUGGGCAGAGAGGGAGGGAGGGAGAGGGAGAGGGAGAGAGAGGUCGGCAAUACGAGGCUUCAAAGAUUGGAAAGAUGCGAGGUAGAGGUUUGAUGGUUGGGUUACGCUGUGGGUGGGAGUUUCAGAGUGGAGGAUAGGGGAAGUCUGGAUGUGUUGUUGAUAGUAUCAGGGGAGAUAUCACGUGUAGAAUUGAGGAACGCGAGAGAGGAGUGGAUGGUUGCAGGCGAUAGCAAGGCGUGAGGAGGAUCUUUGUACUUGGUUGAGUUGGUGGCGAUAGUGAUUUUGUCUCUCUGAAAAUUUUAGUUUUAAAAUCUUUUUUGUAGUUGGAUGAGUUGCAGUUGUAGAAGUGAGAGGAUGAAGAAGUGUGGUUUGUAGCUUGGGCCUUUGGUGACCUGUGAGGUAGGAGAACGGCCUUGGCUAGAUUGGUCUUUACUAGGAUCACUUCCCAGCUGACUAUGUAAAAUUUAUUUGGGUUGAAUUCCGGUGGGUUUCCUGCCCCGGGGGGUAUCCAGGCACUCUGCAGUGUGUACAUCCUGGAAGCAUAUUGCAAAUUACUGGAGGUUUCGAGCAGCUUUCACUAUGUGCAGAGAAGGAAGCGUCUGAAGGUAUUGGAGAAAUCUUGGAGACUGAAGGCGAGAAGAACGAGGAGAAGGGGGUCAUUACUUAGUAGAGACCAACAGCAUCGCUGAAGACAGUGUGAUUUUUAGGGGCACUGCAUGAAUGAGCACCAAGGGGUUGUCAAACUUUAGAAUGUAUUCAUCUACAUUAACCCGAGGGCACAGUGGUGGCUUGUGAAAAUGCUGCUCAUGCUAUUGGGAUCAGAGGUUUUGUUACCCCGAACAUCUGGGGUUCCACAAAACCACGAGUGCUGACAGACAUCGUUCUUGCUAGCGCUCUUUCCUUGUAUGCUCUCUCAGACUAUCACAAAAACAUACACUGUAGUGAGUGUUGAUGGCACAAUCAGCUAUGGCAGGAUCCGGUCCAAAUGUUCCUGUGCAAGCCAAAGCCAACCAUAAUUCCGCUGUUAAGGCCCAUUUGCAAAGCAACAGCCAGAAUGCAGCUGGCAACGGGACUACCGCCACCCCAAGGUACUCAUCUCCUGCCACAAUGGACGUAGCUUCAGCAGCCCCUCCUUCCAAUGGCGCUACUAACGGAGCAGUCUCGAACGGGAACGGAAGCCCCGCUGUGAAUGGAGGUGAGAAUACGAGUUUGAAGCAUGACUCUGGGUUGGCCUUGGAAUGGAGUGCCGAGGAGCAAUCACUUCUCGAAGAGACUCUUAACAAGCAUGCGGCUCUGACGGAUAACCUUGCUAAGUACAUUAAAAUAGCCGCUCUUCUUAAUGAAAAAACUGUGCGGGACGUUGCCCUGCGUGUGCGAUGGAUGACUAAGAAGGAGAAUGGGAAGAGACGAAAAGAUGAGGUGCAAAACUUGACUAAGAAGACCAAGGAUAAGAAGGAUAAAGCAGAGACGACAUUGAAAGCAAUGCCUACUAGCAACAUUGUUCCCAGGUCGCCAAUGCCGAUGUAUUCGCCUCCUCCCAUUGACAACGAUGAUGGAAUUUCCAAUCAUGCCAUUGGAGGAGAGACGGGAGUCUUGCUGGAGCAGAAUGCUCAAGUCAUUGCCCAGAUCCGCUCCAAUCUUGCAUCCAUGAAGAUGCAGGAAAACACUGAUCUUCUGGUUCGGUUCAGGGACAACAUUUUUGCAAUUUUGAACGGGAUGACGAACAUGCCUGGGAUAAUGAGUCAGAUGCCACCAUUGCCGGUGAAGCUCAACACGGAAUUGGCAGACAGCAUUUUACCCAAGUCCCAAGCGUCGACUCCCCUUCUGCUCCAAUCGUAGGCAAUGAGCGAAGAAGGCAGUACUUGUAUGCUGGCUACUCCUCUGUACAUUACCUUUUUGGGUAGCUUGUGCAGCUUGUGCGGCCAUACUCUCGCUCACAAACCACGGGAGGUUUCCUCUAACGAAUUUUCACUCUAGUGUUGGGAUCCUAACCCCCGACAAUGUCAAUUCAAUCACGAGGUCUAGUUAUUGCUCUCUUUGUUGAAUAUUGAAACCAGGUAGUUGCAUCAGGUUCGAUUUAGCUGCGGGAAACAGGUUUCAGGUGCACGCAAUAAUUAGAGUAGAGAAGAAGAGAUGAGGCUAGUUUCAAGGGUUGUUCUAUAGUACCAGUGAAGAAUGAUAGGUAACCCAAGGUGCAAAGGGGAGGGUAGUGAAAACGUGAAUACUCUUAUUUGGGUAAACUCCAAAUUUUGCUAUUUUAGUUGCUGUCCUUUAGAGAUCUUCACCGCUCAAUAAAGUGUAUCUGGUAUAGUGGUAUCGUGAUGUCCAGGUCCCUGAAGGACUGAAGCAGGCUAUGGUUUAGAGAGCUGCUGUGUACACUAAUGAAAUUCCUUCGCUAACAUGACCGUUUUGGCUUCUUUGCGCA
Messenger RNA from Physcomitrium patens, 2718 nucleotides. RefSeq lists its product as uncharacterized. NCBI's taxonomy places the organism in Eukaryota, Viridiplantae, Streptophyta, Bryopsida, Funariales, Funariaceae. The record is from RefSeq and is a predicted model, not a curated record.